AAACUUUAUGAUUGUCGAUCACAAUUAUGAUCGGGUACAGAAUCUCGUUAGACAGCUUCGCGGGGAAAACAAGAUGUACGCCUGCGAGAGCUGCGGCUUCAAAUCCACAAAAGAAAGCAACUACAUACGCCACUUGUCAACAGGCAAACACAUAAAAACAUCUCUUUUUCUGAAAGAAGACCGCGACGUAGAACCGCCUGACGGAAAUUCUUUUUCGGACGACGAACAUCAGGACAUUCGUCAAGAACAUGGCGAUGACAGUUCAGAUGGCGAAGACACUCAAGACGGUGAUCAUGGUGAUAAAGAGUCUGGUUUGAAGGAACAGUCACAGGAUGAUAAUCCAUUUUUUCCAUUUAAUAAUAAGUUGCACAUGCUUUUGUAUGUGCUAAAGAACUCCCCCACACAUUCCGUGAGCAAUGAAGUUGUGAAAUUUGUAAUUUACAUUUUAAAAGAGGCUGGAGUGAAAGAAAUACCAACAAUGCAUGAUCUGGAGGAAACAAGGUUUGGAGAUUUGAAUUGGAGGAAUUUAGUACAGGAGAAUGAAGCCAAUGAUGGUACCACUUUUUGGAGUCUGAAGCCAUCGGAAAUCUUAAAACUUUUCCUUGCAAAUCCAAAAUAUGCAAAAGAUGUUAUUAGGUUACCAACUAAUCAGAAUAAUCAUCCCUCUGGAGCUGAGAAAUGGAGGAAGGACAUCACAUUUCACCACUUGCGAAUUGAUGAUGUGUCUUUAUUUACUGGUAAAAUGUAUACCUACAGGGACAACAACACUGGUGAAGAGCAGCAUGGAAUGUUGAAAAGCUUCAUAGAUGAGAAAGAUGUUAUCAAGGGAGUUAUACAGCCAUAUGUGAUAAACAGAGAAAACAAUGCCUCUCCUCAAAGGGAUGUGAAUGAUAUCAGGCCUAGUGAAGAGACAAUAGAAGUUGAUGUCAAACACCUUAGAGAAUGUACAGAGCAAGCCUUUUGCCAGCAUGAAAAUUUGUCUCCAUUUGUUGAGAGCCUAUCGCCAGUUUGGACCUUACCAGUUAAUAUUUUUAUCGAUGACACCUCGGCAAACAGAAGCAAACGAUGGCUUGGCCUACAUUGCAUCCAGAUGCAACCUACAGUACAUUUACACAACAGAACUCUUUCAAAGAACGAUAGACUUGCUGUUUAUCUUAAUCUCAGUUUGCUUUCUUUUAAAAUAGGAUUAAAGCUUCCUCUUCGACAACAACAUGAUACAAUUUCCCUUUUAUGUGCUUCUGAAAAAGUGGAGCCCAUGACUUUGAUGAAACCUGUCAUCUCGGAUAUACAAUCAUGUAAAAGGGAUGGCAUUUCUGGUUUUGAUGCUUAUAGAAAGGAAGAAUGCAUUAUAACGACAGACUUAAACAUAAUUGUCGCAGAUUUUAACAUGCAGUCUUAUCUCUGCAAUCAUCUUGGAGCCUGUGCUACAAAAUAUUGUCCACGCUGUUAUGCGGAUGUAGACCAUGCCACAAGUAAAGCCAGAGAGAGGACUCCAUCAAAGACGUUAACCACAAUUAACAGAAUCAAUAUGAGAAGUAUGGAGGCAGACAAACGGAAACUAAGACAACAAACUGGUGUCAAAGAAUAUGAAAAUCCAUUGUGGGACAUAAUUAAUCCACACAGGGAUAUACCAGUGGGUUUCCUCCAUCUGAUGCCAUUAGGCCUUACUAAACACUUGGUGAAGUGUUUAACAGCAUCAUUAUCAGACGAGAAAGUUGAGAAGCUGCAAGCUCACCUGUCUUCACUGACAAAGCUUUCUUUUGCUAACAAAUUUUUUGCUUCUUUGGACAGUCGCCAAGGCAAGGACUUCAAGCAAUAUCUACAAUUUGCUCCCAUCAAUUUUGCCUAUGUUGGUAUUCCUCGUCAGUUUCUAAAAAUGCUGAACACGCUUGCACAGAUACAACAAGUCCUACAGAAAGACCAGUUUACAGAGUCUGACAUUGAGGAGGCUGAACAUCUUAUCAGCAAGUACCUUAACCAAGUUGAGACCCAUAUACCAGAUUUGAAAAGGAAAGCAAAGACUCACCUCCUUUGUCAUAUGGUAGAUGACAUCAAGAGGCAUGGUCCUCCAAAAGGUUUCACUGAGGAUGGCUUUGAGAAAAACCAUGCUUCCAUUCGGAAUGACAUUUUCCACCAGAACCAAAAACAGAGGAGUAGAGAUACUGCCAUAUCCUUCUCCCACAUGACAUUGCUGAACCAUAUAAUUUCUGGUGGAUAUUUUCCACAGAACAAUGAUUGGGUGUGUUCAGGACAUGGAGCAAAAGACUUGGGUCUACAACGGGAGGUCCUGCAGUAUAUGGGUAGAUCCUUACCAGAGGAGGAAGGUGCAGUGGUCGUAAGGAAGCUGAAUAGGAAGCCGAAUGGUAAAGCCCUUCCAACCCUACUCGAAGAAUCCACUCUUCUUCAACUCUGUACAGAUUUGGAUGUACCCUACAUUCCUCCAGAGGAAGCCUGCAUUUACAUUGGCAGUGCCAUUAAGACACAGAGGAAUGAGUUGGCCAAUGUUGGUGAUGCUUUAAAGUAUUAUUCAGCAGAAAGUGAGUCCAUGGUUGGAAUUUUUAAAGAAGCACUAGUUGUGAAGAAAAAAAGAAGUGCAGAGAUCAUAUAUGCCGUAAAAAUUCAGAUUUUAGAGAAAGUUGGUCGUUCCCAAGAAACAGGAUGUCCACUUUUACAACUCAAGGACAGACAUAUUUAUAAGCAUCCUUGUAAAAUUAUUCAGUUGGAAGAGGUUUUCCACAACUGCAAAGAUACUAAGUGUCCUGUACAAAAAGACAACAUCAGUAACACAAU
Molecule: messenger RNA, 2790 nt
Organism: Saccostrea cuccullata (small rock oyster)
Lineage: Eukaryota; Metazoa; Mollusca; Bivalvia; Ostreida; Ostreidae
Exons: 16
Source: RefSeq, a predicted model, not a curated record